AUGGCUUUGCUGCUCCUGGCUGUCUGUGGGCUCCUGCUGCUUCUGGGGCUGUGGGGGCUGCUCCAGGGCUGUGCCCAGGAUCCCUCUCUGGCCCUGGGAUGGCCCCCUGGGCCUCGUCCUCUUCCACUCCUGGGGAACCUGCAUUUGCUGGGUGUGGCCCAACAGGACCGGGCACUGAUGGAGCUUUCAGAACGCUAUGGCCCAGUGUUCACAAUCCACCUGGGAUCUCAGAAGACUGUGGUGCUAUGCGGAUAUGAGGUGGUGAGGGAGGCCUUGGUGGGAACCGGGCAGGAGCUGGCCGACCGGCCCCCCAUCCCUAUUUUCCAGCUCAUCCAGCAAGGUGGGGGCAUCUUUUUCUCUUCCGGAGCACACUGGAGGGCAGCUCGCCAGUUCACAGUGCGCACACUGCACUCCCUGGGGGUGGGGCAGUCACUCAUGGCGGACAAGGUGCUGCAUGAGCUGGCAUGCCUUGAGGAGCAGCUGGACAGCUAUGGAGGCCGGCCCUUUCCCCUGGCCCUGCUGGGCUGGGCACCCUGCAACAUCACCUUCACGCUCCUCUUCGGUCAGCGCUUCGACUACCAGGACCCCGUGUUUGUGUCCCUGCUAGGUCUCAUUGAUGAGGUCAUGGUUCUCUUGGGGUCACUCCGCAUACAGUUGUUCAACACCUUCCCCCAGCUGGGGGCUCUGCUGCAACUGCACCAGCCUGUCCUGUGCAAGAUUGAGGAGGUGCGCACCAUCUUGCAGACCCUCCUGGAGGCGAGGAGGCCCCCCUCACCCAGGGAUGGCCCUGUGAGGAGCUACAUAGAUGCUCUACUCCAGCAGGGCCAGGAGGAUGACCCUGAGGGCCUGUUUGGCAAGACCAAUGCUCUGGCUUGUGUACUGGACAUGGUUAUGGCUGGAACAGAGACCACGGCGGCUACAUUGCAAUGGGCCAUCUUCUUGAUGGUCAAGCAUCCAGACGUGCAGGGCCGAGUUCAGGAGGAGCUGGACCUUGUGCUGGCCCCCAGGAGGCCACCCCGGCCAGAGGAUCAGCGGGCAUUGCCCUACACCAGUGCAGUGCUCCAUGAGACUCAGCGGUACAUCACACUCCUGCCCCACGUGCCCCACUGCACAACUGUUGACACUCAACUGGGCGGCUACCUGCUCCCCAAGGGCACCCCUGUGAUCCCCCUCCUGACCUCGGUGCUCCUGGACAAGACACAGUGGGAGACACCUGGCCAGUUCAACCCGGGUCACUUUCUGGACGCAGAUGGGCGCUUCGUGAAGCGAGCUGCCUUCCUGCCAUUCUCCACAGGCCGCCGAGUCUGUGUGGGAGAGAGCCUGGCCAGGAUGGAGCUUUUCUUGUUGUUUGCUGGCCUCCUCCAGCGCUACUGCUUGCUGCCGGCACCUGGCCUCAGCCCUGAAGACCUGGACACCCAGCCGGCCCCGGCCUUCACCAUGCGGCCGCGGGCCCAUAACCUGUGUGCGGUGCCUAGGCCCUAG
Nannospalax galili (Upper Galilee mountains blind mole rat) is the source of this 1482-nucleotide messenger RNA. RefSeq names its product cytochrome P450 2W1. Lineage: Eukaryota; Metazoa; Chordata; Mammalia; Rodentia; Spalacidae. The coding region runs from base 1 to 1482 and encodes 493 amino acids. Gene Ontology annotation, biological process: xenobiotic metabolic process. The record is from RefSeq and is a predicted model, not a curated record. Gene Ontology annotation, molecular function: heme binding; oxidoreductase activity, acting on paired donors, with incorporation or reduction of molecular oxygen, reduced flavin or flavoprotein as one donor, and incorporation of one atom of oxygen; iron ion binding. Gene Ontology annotation, cellular component: cytoplasm; intracellular membrane-bounded organelle. The transcript is spliced from 9 exons.